AUGUCGUCCAGAGUCACUCGCUCGUCUGCGAGGCGAUCAGCAGGCUCCGCCAGCGAAAACCCGCCGCCACCCUCCUCCUCAUCCCCAGCCCAACCGCCGCCUGCUACAUCGCGCAAAAGGAAGCCUGCUGCACAGGACCCCAGCCCAGAGCAGCCAGACAAAGCAGAGCCAACCUCCGCCCCUCGAGGUCGUGCUAAGCGCACCAAAGUCGAGCCCCAGGACUCACCCGCCCCGGCUGCGAGCCGUCCUAAGAGGGCCAAAGGCAAAGCGGCCAUGUCAUCGACUGGUCCACCCACUGACCCAACAGAGGAGAACUCGACCCCACAGCCCUCAUCCACAAAACGCGGCAAAGGUGGCCGGAAGACUGGAGGCGACAGCUCACGGCGGCAGCCGAAAGCACCCAAUACCGAAAACGAUCCAGACGCUCCUUCCACGUCGCGCAGAAGCUCACGAAAGUCGAACAAGGCGGACGAGGAUGCGAGUAUGGAAGAUCCGCCCCAGAGCAAGCCCGAGGAUGACACACGGCAAUCAGGCGAGGAUAACGCGAGUGAUGACGAGAAUGAAGAUGGCCAGGGUGGGCGCUAUGACGAAGAGGACGACGACGACGACGAUGACGACGACCCCUUCACCAGCGGCUUCCUUGGACGCCAUCCACACAGCCUCGCUGCCCUGCGGCAGCUCACUGGCAUGAUGGCGGGCACCACACAGCGCCUACGGGGCAUAUUGGAGCAACUACGGUCGCCAGAUAUGUCCAUGCAGCUGAUUGCAUUGCAAGAGCUUUCUGAAGUGCUCCUCAUCUCCACAGAGGAUAACCUGGCCGGCAACUUCGCGCCUGACGCAUACGUAAAGGAACUGGUCAAGCUCAUGCAGCCAAAUGAGUUCACUGGCGAGGAGAAUCCCGAUGUCAUGCUUCUCGCCUGCCGCUGCCUCGCAAACUUGAUGGAAGCCCUGCCCGCAUCCACCGCAAAUGUCGUGUACGGUGGCGCUGUGCCCGUCCUGUGCUCCAAAUUGCUCGAGAUUAAUUUCAUCGACCUGGCUGAGCAGUGUCUGAGCACGCUUGAGAAGAUCUCGGUCGAGUUCCCGUCUGCUAUCGUUAGGGAAGGUGGUCUGACUGCAUGCCUGACGUUCCUCGACUUCUUUGCUACGAGCACACAGCGAACAGCAGUCACCACCGCCGCCAAUUGCUGUCGGAACAUCCCAGAAGACUCGUUCCCAGUCGUUCGCGAUGUCAUGCCUAUCCUCGAGAACAUUCUGAACAACAACGAUCAAAAAGUCGUGGAACAGGGCUGUAUCUGCGUGUCAAGGAUUGUGCAAAGCUUUCGGCAUCAGGAGAGCAAGCUGGAAGAGCUGGUCAGCACUGGUCUUCUAAAGGCCAUCUUAAGGCUUCUCUUACCCGGCACUACGAACCUAAUCGGACCUAACAUCCACACCAUGUUCCUUCAAGUCCUCGCUUAUACCGCCAAAGCUAGUCCACGCCUGUCGGCUGAAUUGCUCAAGAUGAACGUGGUCGAUACUUUGUACCAAAUCCUUACCGGCGUCUCGCCUCCUAGUGGGACCGAGGACGUUGCGGCUAAGAUCGACUCUGUGAUUAUCAUGCAAGCCCUCAUUCACCGGCCGAAGGACCAGGUUUACGAGACGCUCAAUGUCAUUUGCGAGCUACUUCCCGACGUCCCGAAAGAUGGUUUGAUGUACCUUGACGAUCUCUUUGAUGCCGGGUACCCAGGAGAUGAUCUUCGACCGCUGUCCUCGAACACCAAGCUGAGCGCCAAUGAGAAGCGCGUAGAACUGCUAGAGGGUUGCAAAACCGAGGUCAAGCGCUUCGCAGUUAUCCUGCUUCCUACACUCACCGAUGCGUACUCGAGCACUGUAAAUCUGAGCGUCCGGCAGAAGGUGCUAACCGCACAUCUCAAGAUGCUAUCAAAUCUCGACGCGGACAUCUUGGAGGAAGCGUUGCGGCCCGUUCCUUAUGCCUCGCACCUGGCGUCGAUUUUCUCGCAGCAAGAUCACCCUUCUCUGGUCACGUACGCUCUGCAAGCUGCUGAACUGCUGCUCAAGCGGCUAGAAUCGAUCUACCGAUAUCAGUUCUAUCGCGAGGGCGUCAUUUCCGAAAUAUCGCAGCUAGCGAAUCGACCUUGCAAGCCGCUGGAAGUUCGGACAAAAGAGCCUAGAUCGACACUAGAAGUGGAAGUUGCGGCCGACUCUGGCGCCAGCACUACUUCAUCUGGAGAUCGAGAAGUCGAGCAAGAAACCGUCGCGAUCGCAGAUGUCGAGAUGCAUUCGGAAGACGAUGACGACGACGAGGACCAAGACGACGAUCAUAACGAGAACAGUGAUAACGGAGAUGAUGACGAUGAUUCUGAUUCGUCGUCGUCCUCUGACGAUCAGGCCCGUCCACCGCUUCCCAAUAUCGAAGAUAUCAUCACCCUCAGAGCAAAGAAGUUCAUUGACGUUCAUGAGAAGGACAGCGAUAAGCCCAUUCGAGACAAGGCCUCUGCAGUGUUGGAGGACCUCAAGUCGCUUGCGAAAGAAAUCAAAUCAUGCGUUCUCGAUGGCGGUGCCGGGAACUGCAUGGAGCUUUUCACGCGACUAGCGGCCUAUUUCGAAGGUGACGCAUUGGAAAGCAUCACAAGCUACGAACUAAAGUCAUCCAAGAUUGUUGGGGUUUUAUUGGACGUCUUCUCGGGAUCUGCUUCAGUCAAGGGCAUUGACCCAAGGUCAACGUUCUUGGAAGCCUUCAUGGGUGGCAAUGGCCAGACCAAAAUCAAGACCGCUAGCAGCGCGUCUCCCGCAACUCCUUUCAGCAUAUUGGUGCACAAAUUACAAGAUCUUCUCAGCAGAUCGGAGCAUUUUGACGUGAUCACCGUUCACCAAAAUUCCCACGAUGGCCGAGGCAGCGCCACAUCGAUGCUGGCCAAGCAGCUUAGGCUGAAGCUCGUUGCUGAUGACGAGUCCGGUAUUCCCAAAACUUAUCGGAAUAUCAUGGUGUCAAUUCAUGCCAUCGCUACAUUCAAGGCACUGGAUGACUACCUCCGUCCUCGAAUUAGCCUUGCAGAGCGCCCGCGACCAACAAAAUCCAGGGAUCAGUUUGCGGCGUACGCUCAGGCUCUUGCUGAGGGACGCGCUCCACCUCCCCCGCAUACGCCUGCAGAAUCGACAAAUCGAUCGUCCAAGAAGUCGCCAAAGUCCAAGUCGGCAUCGAAUGACCCAUCCCAGCCCGGUCCAAGCUCGGCUACACGAGAGAAAACCCGUCGCUCAAGUCGACGUCAACAGGCGCAACUGCCUCCACCACCUCCUCCACCCCCAGCUAUGCCGCAAUCCAACAGCAGCCAAGACCCCGUCGAAUGCGCUGAUGAAGAACGCUUAUCUGACGAAGAUUCCAUGGACGAGAACAGCGCCCUGGACGCCAUUGUAGAUGACCUCGAAGACGAGCUUGACGAUGAUGUGCCAGAUCCGUCUGCGGUGAGUGUGGAAGUUGCACCGACAGGGCAAGCCACGGCUCGCAAGGAAGAUGGCACAAGAGUUGCUACUCCAGUCCAGACUGCGCCAAUAGCUAAACCACCAUCUGAGAAUCGCACGCCAUCAUCACGCUUAGCAGCAUUGCUUCAGAGCUCUGCAAUGCGACAAGGUCUUGGCGGGGCUGCAAGUGCACUUUCGUACGCUGCAGCAGUCCAGUCGAUUCCACAAGAUUGGCAUAUAGAGUUCAGCGUGAACGAUCAGCCACUCUCAAAUGAGACGACCAUUUAUCGCGCUGUCCACUUCAACCAAGCGCAACCGUCGGACAUUUCACAUCGCACCGUCUGGAACGCUAUCCAUACCAUCAAGUUCAAACGUGUGCAAGGUCCCCCGCCAACUGAGCCCAGCUCCUUGACCCCACCUCCAGAAUCCAAGGCCGAUUCUUUGGGCAUGCCGGCAUCCCUGGAUCAGCAUCCUGUCACGUCUGGCAUUCUCCGGCUGCUCAGUAUACUACACAGCUUGAACUCGCACCUUGACGAUAUCUUGUUAGAUGACAAGGAGCAAGUCAAGGUCAAUGCAGAGCCACUUUCGCAGUUUGUCAAUACAAAGUUGACUGCGAAACUUAACCGUCAGCUGGAAGAGCCACUCAUCGUGGCUAGUAACUGCCUACCGAGUUGGAGCGAAGAUCUGGCCCGCUUCUAUCCUUUCCUAUUCCCGUUCGAGACGCGUCAUCUUUUCCUCCAAUCCACCUCAUUUGGUUACUCUCGAUCUAUGACACGAUGGCAGAAUUCACAGCCCACCAGCGACUCAAGGCACGAUCGUCACAGGGACGAACGUCCUUUCCUCGGCAGACUUCAACGUCAAAAGGUUCGCAUCUCGCGAUCGCGCAUUUUGGAGUCUGCCAUGAAGGUCAUGCAAUUGUAUGGACAUUCUGCCAGUGUCCUAGAAGUGGAGUAUUUUGAAGAGGUUGGCACCGGCCUGGGACCGACACUGGAGUUUUAUUCGACUGUCUCCAAAGAGUUUUCCAAGAAGAAGCUCAAGCUCUGGAGGGAGAACGACUCUAAUGAUAAAGACGAGUACGCUUUCGGGAAAGGUGGAUUGUAUCCAGCUCCUAUGAGUGUCGACGAAGCCAAGACCGAAAAUGGCGAGAAGAAGCUGGAGCUGUUCAAGGUUCUAGGCAAAUUUGUGGCCCGUUCGAUGCUGGACUCUCGCAUCAUUGACGUAUCAUUCAACCCUACAUUCUUUCGCAUUGGGGAUGGUAGCAGUACGGCGGUCACGCCAUCGCUCGGAGCCAUCCUGGCAGUCGACCAGGAUCUAGCCAAAUCGCUUGUGUUAUUGAAACACUUUGCGGACGCGAAGAAGCAAGUCGACACCAACGACAAACUAUCCGCGGCGCAGAAGGCGGAAGCUCUGAAGACCAUCAUCAUUCAAGAUUGUCGCGUAGAAGACUUGGCUUUAGAUUUCACUCUCCCGGGCUAUGCUUCGAUUGAGCUCGUCAUGAACGGGGCCGACACACCUGUGACGAUCGAUAACGUUGACACCUACGUUGACAAGGUCCUCGACUUUACGCUAGGGUCUGGGGUUCAGCGCCAGGCGGACGCGUUCCGCGCAGGCUUUACUGAGGUCUUCCCGUACUCGGCCUUGAAGGCUUUCACCCCUGACGAGCUCGUAAUGCUGUUCGGCCGGACUGACGAGGAUUGGUCGCUAGAGACUCUCAUGGACUCGAUCAAGGCAGACCACGGCUACAACUUCGACAGCAAGAGUGUGCGCAACCUCUUGCAGACGAUGAGCGAGUUCAACAUGCAACAGCGUAGGGACUUUUUACAGUUCAUUACUGGUAGUCCGAAGCUGCCUAUCGGUGGGUUCAAAGCUCUAACGCCCAUGUUCACCGUUGUGUGUAAGCCCAGCGAGCCACCGUACACAUCCGACGACUACCUUCCCUCCGUUAUGACCUGCGUCAACUACCUGAAAAUGCCAGACUAUAGCACGGUAGACGUGCUUCGCGAGAGGCUUAGUGUUGCUAUUCGCGAGGGCCAGGGCGCUUUCCAUCUCUCUUAG
Messenger RNA from Cucurbitaria berberidis CBS 394.84, 5511 nucleotides. RefSeq lists its product as uncharacterized. The transcript has 4 exons. Lineage: Eukaryota; Fungi; Ascomycota; Dothideomycetes; Pleosporales; Cucurbitariaceae. Gene Ontology annotation, cellular component: nuclear speck. Gene Ontology annotation, biological process: proteasome-mediated ubiquitin-dependent protein catabolic process; protein polyubiquitination. Bases 1 to 5511 code for a protein of 1836 amino acids. The record is from RefSeq and is a predicted model, not a curated record. Gene Ontology annotation, molecular function: ubiquitin protein ligase activity.